UGACGUAUUUGACAUAUUUACAAUCAUUAAAAAUUAGUAAAUUACAAUUUACAAAGUAAGCAUUAGUGAAUUUUAAAUCCACAAAACGAUUAUGUGUAGAUGAUUUAUAUUAUUUAUAAAAGAUCUAAAUGUAAUAAUAAUAUUAUUGUACUAAAUUGUUACUUUUAUAUCAUGGUGAAAUCAUAUCUGUAAGAGUACAAUUUCCAAUUAGAACUUAGAAGAAAUAACUGUAAGUAGGUAACUAUGUCGCGCCAAGUCGACUUAAAUAUUACAAAACUUUUGGUUGGAUCAGGACUCGAUGGGGAAGAGAACGACUUCUGUGACUUCACAAUAGCCGACCAAAACUCUGUUACCGAAUCUCAAGGCAUAACUCCUACGACGCCAUCUAAUUUCAAACCGGUACUCGGUGCCAACGUAACUUAUGUUGUUGCAUGUGUAAUUUUAAACGAAAGGAAUGAACUACUAAUGAUGCAAGAAGCAAAAGAAAGUUGUGCUGGUAAGUGGUAUCUUCCAGCUGGGCGAAUGGAAAAAGGUGAAACGAUAGUGGAAGCAGCUACCAGGGAAGUACUCGAAGAAACAGGUCUGCACUGUAAGCCUGACACUUUGUUAGUUGUUGAAACAGCGGGAGGAACUUGGUUCCGAUUUGUAUUAACAGGAGCUGUUACUGGUGGUGAGCUGAAAACUCCUGCUCGAGCUGAUAAAGAAUCUCUACAAGCUAAAUGGAUAAAAAACUUACAAGAAAUAACAUUGAGAUCGAAUGAUAUCUUGCAUCUCAUUGAAAAAGCAAAACAGUACAAGCAAAGCCAGCCAGGAGAAACAUGGCACAGCAACAUUCUACCAGCACCCAUAGCGCAUGUUAAAGAUCUGAUGAGAUUAAUCAUUUUAAUCAAAAAAAGAAGUACAAAUAGGUUGCACGUCCUGCUGAGUGAAAAAACAACAUUACAUUUUCCAACAUGUGAAAUCAAUCCAGCAAAGAGUGUGCAUUCAACAUUGAGGAGAUUUAUGGUGGAAAUGUUUGGAGCUGAUGUCGCCCAACACAGGCCCUUGGGACUGCUCAACGUAGAGGCAGAUCCAUCUGCAGAUGGGUGCUGUUUAACUUUACUUGUUGUGUUUAGACCACCAAUGGAAGAAGUACCUCUGAUAGGUAAAUGUGCAUGGCAUGAAUUGUCACAAGAAGUGGAAAAGAAACUGGUUCCACUUGUUUCAUCAAAAAAUUCAACAGUGGAGUUACAUGUUGUGCGCUAAUGAGUUGCUCUCAAUUAUAUUUUUCUACAAAAUAUUUUUGCUCAUCUGGUACUAACUUAAUUUAACAUUAGAUUUAGCUCUCAUUUGUGAUAAGGCAAUAACCGUCCAUAAUCAUGUAGUCUUUAUAAUAAUGUUGUUACUCUCAUUUUAUAGAAUUAAUAAUUAACAUUCCUGUCAUAAUAAUUGACAUAAACAUAUUAUAAUGUAUAUGUCUGGUGAGGGUGAAUAUUAAUAUCUUAAGAUCUGACUAGGUACCUAUUUAACUGGCUUGCCAAAUGUUAUAUUUUCUGUUAUACUGUGUAAUGCAGUUAAAUAUCUAUUUUUGUCCGUAGAACACAUUAAUGUUAGGGUAUAUUAUUGUCAUUUAAUAUGAUUCAUAUAAAUCAUAUACAAAUGUGAAAGUAUGUCUGCCUAUCUGUUACCUUUGAAUGGCUCAUCCAGUGAAGUGAUUUUGACGAAUUUAAGUACAGAGAUAAUUUUGCAUCCAGAUGGAUACUUUUAUCAUGGAACAACAAGAGCUCCCAUGGGAUUCCUCUAAAAGCUAAAUCCACAUGGACAAAGUCGCAGGCAUCAUCUAGUAGGUACAUAUUAUUGUUGAAAAAUGGUACUACAGUAAUGAAACUAUAUGUAAUGUUUUAAAGUAGGUCACUUAGAAUUUCAAGUUGGUAGCUUUGUAUUUUACUGGAAUAAAAAAUAAUUUUACAUAAUACCUAUUCCAAGAGCACAAUACCAAUACACAGUAUAAACUAUGUAUUUAAAUUUAAUACCAAAUCCAUAGAAAUAUCAUUUACCAAAUCAAUGUCACAAUUUUUUAAACUUUUUUUUAGUUUGGCUAGUUUAGAUAUUAUUUAUUUUUUAUUAGAUUUAUACUUAGUUAUUUUUUAUCUUCGUAAUUAUAACAUUGUGUACCUUGAAGUUGUAUAACAAUUUAAAUUAAUGAUAUUUAUAAUCAUGGGAUAUAUUGUAAUAAAUUAGGUAACAUAUUACCUAAACCGCUAAG
Messenger RNA from Maniola jurtina (meadow brown), 2245 nucleotides. RefSeq names its product 8-oxo-dGDP phosphatase NUDT18. The record is from RefSeq and is a predicted model, not a curated record. The transcript has a single exon. Bases 244 to 1245 code for a protein of 333 amino acids. NCBI's taxonomy places the organism in Eukaryota, Metazoa, Arthropoda, Insecta, Lepidoptera, Nymphalidae. Gene Ontology annotation, molecular function: 8-oxo-GDP phosphatase activity; magnesium ion binding; 8-oxo-dGDP phosphatase activity.